CUUUCAUCUCCCCGCGCCUGGCGCCUACCCGCAGCCCUGGCCCGUCUACAGCCCCUCCUCGGCCCCUCCCCCGCCUCCUCCUAGGCUCGAGAUGCCGCGAUCAGCCCUUGGGGUUACCAGCGCCGAGGGCGGGGGAGGGAGGGCUCCAGCCUCUCCGGUAGGAGCCAAUCGAAGGCGAGCGUGUGUGGCGUCAGCACUAGACCCGGCGCCGAUUGGCCGAGCCGAGUCUCCCACUUCCCCUUGGAGGACAGGCUGGCUCCCAGCGCGCCCCUGCUAUCUCCCCCCCAAAAAAGUUUGAGUCGUCGCUACCGAGUUGCCAGCGGAGUAGCGCGCGGAGAGCUACACGGGGCAGAGAAGUCAUGGCUUCUCCGUCCAAAGGCAAUGACUUGUUUUCGUCCGACGAGGAGGGCCCGGCGGUGGUGGCCGGCCCCGGCCCAGGGCUUGGGGGCGCCGACGCGGCGUCGGAGGAGCGGCGCGUCAAGGUCUCCAGCCUGCCCUUCAGCGUGGAGGCGCUUAUGUCCGACAAGAAGCCGCCCAAGGAAGCGUCCGUGAUGCCUCCCGAAAGCGCCUCGGCCGGGGCUGCGCUACGGCCGCUGCUGCUGCCCGGACACGGCGUCCGGGAAGGGCACAGUCCCGGGCCUCUGGUCAAGCCCUUCGAGACCGCCUCGGUCAAGUCGGAAAAUUCCGAAGACGGAACGACGUGGAUGCAGGAACCCGGCAGAUACUCCCCGCCGCCAAGACACAUGAGCCCCACCACCUGCACCCUGAGGAAACACAAGACCAAUCGGAAGCCACGCACCCCCUUCACCACAUCCCAGCUUCUAGCCCUGGAGCGCAAGUUCCGCCAGAAACAGUACCUCUCCAUUGCAGAGCGGGCGGAGUUCUCCAGCUCUCUGAACCUUACAGAAACCCAGGUCAAAAUCUGGUUCCAGAACCGAAGGGCCAAGGCCAAAAGACUGCAGGAGGCAGAACUGGAGAAGCUGAAAAUGGCUGCCAAACCUAUGCUACCCUCAGGCUUCAGUCUUCCCUUCCCUAUCAACUCACCUCUGCAGGCAGCAUCCAUAUAUGGAGCAUCCUACCCUUUCCAUAGACCUGUGCUUCCCAUCCCACCUGUUGGACUCUAUGCCACACCAGUUGGAUAUGGCAUGUACCAUCUAUCCUAAAGCAGACUAAAUGAACAGACUCUACUCCAGGAUGGAUGUUUGCAUAAAAGGGCUCCCCUCCCUCUCCAAGAAGGUGAUGCCAGUCCAUGCUCCUGAAUGCAAACCUUACAUUCGUCUCCCGAAGCAACGGGCCCACAGGGCCGCUUGAUACAAAGUGAAUUUGUUCUUUAGGUGAGAGGCACCAAGAUCCAUUUUGUUGUGGUACUCUUCCAAAUGCCCCCUUAUCCUCUCACAAAUAUUGGCUUUGCUAGUUUUUAUGUAUAAAUAUAUAUAAUAAAAUAUAAGACAUUUUUAUAUGCCAGACGUAAAAAUUCAAAUUAUUUUGAAAGGCAAAGUUUAUUUACAUUUAUCCAUGUUUCUAUGUAUCAGCUUAUGAUACUGUGUUAGGUCCAUCUGCUACAUUUUCUUAAAGGGAGCGCAGUUAUUUACAGAGGUUGUUAAAAUAUGGUAGGAUGGUAACUUGCUUACAGAAGACAUACUAGAAUUAGACACAGUGCACACAGGAAGUAGAUGCAGAUAGAUUCUUCCAAGUGGAGGGGCUAUGUAAUACAUUUGAAUUUUAUGUAAUACGUUUGAAUUUUAUGUGCAUGGAGAAAUCUCUUUUGGGAUACUACCAUAUUUGAUCCUAUUUUUUUCCUCCCUUUCUCUGUAUUAUCAAAGUUUUAUCUUUUUUUUUUAAUUUUUUUUUUUUUAAGAUCAGUAACAGGAAGAUAUAAGAAAAGCCCAGAGAAUACCUCAGGGUGAGGGAGAAAACAGAAAAGUGCCCUGGUUUCUGCCAAGGCUAUCUCUGCUUGACUCCAUUUCAGUCAGUUGGGAGAAUUAAGAAGAUAAAACAUGUCAGGAAGAAUUAUUUCUGUGAAAUGCUGGGAACAUCGGUCCUCACAUGUUACAAAGGUGAUUGGCAGGGGGUUGGAGGGGAUAAUUUUCUGCUUAAAAAAAUGAAUAUCUUGUAACUAUUACCUAUAUUUUAAAUAUUCUUCAACAAUUGAUAGAAUCAGGAAGGAAAAAUCUUGCUUUCUUUGUGUGUGCUUAUUGUAUGUG
Molecule: messenger RNA, 2204 nt
Organism: Nannospalax galili (Upper Galilee mountains blind mole rat)
Lineage: Eukaryota; Metazoa; Chordata; Mammalia; Rodentia; Spalacidae
Gene: Msx2
Product: msh homeobox 2
Exons: 3
Coding region: 360-1163 (267 amino acids)
Biological process (GO): regulation of transcription by RNA polymerase II; embryonic morphogenesis
Cellular component (GO): nucleus
Molecular function (GO): DNA-binding transcription factor activity, RNA polymerase II-specific; RNA polymerase II transcription regulatory region sequence-specific DNA binding
Source: RefSeq, a predicted model, not a curated record